GGAACAGCACAGAGCUCAGCUGCAGAUUCGCAAACUUUUCAGAGUUUUAGCAACUGGUGUGCACACCAUCACCUCUGACGGACCCGCAAAUCUGCUACAAGCGCUGAGAAGAAGAUGCUCCAUGAUAUGAAUCUCCUGCAGAUUCUUGCUGUGCUCUUCCUGCCAGGAGCUUGGGGUCAAAGCACCAGCGGUGGGGGUGGUGUGGUGGUGGAGGCCAAGAACAUUACGCUCCCCGCGGGCUCUAGGGCCGAGCUGCCCUGCCACAGCCCCCGCAUGGUGUGGACCCAGGACAGACUGAAGGACCGUCAGAGGGUGGUGCACUGGGACGUUGUCCACAGCAGCCCCAGAUAUUCGGUGGAGCGGGUUUUGGACAUGUCGCCUGGAGCUCGACAGAGGGUUUACAAUGGCUUCAAUAAGGGACGCAUUUCCAUCCCGGACUCCGCUUUCACUGAUGGAAAUUUCUCUCUGGUCAUCAACAAUGUGGUAACUAGUGACACGGGCGUUUAUACUUGUAACUUGCAUCACCACUAUUGUCAGAUUCACCAGUCCAUUCAGAUCCAGCUCAACGUCACCAAGUCAGCUCGGAAAGAGAAACGUUACUGGGACGGAGAGAAGACCGUGCUGGUGGUCCUGUUGGGCAGCGCGGUCAGUCUGCCCUGUGUGAACCGGCGGGCCCUGUGGAGAGACGGCCUCCAGGAAGACCUGCAGCAGGUGGCCCACUGGGACUUCCAGCCGCCUGGGGUACGUCCCAACAAGGCUGACCGGCUGGUGGACCUCUACGCCUCUGGAGAGCGGAGGGAUUACGGCCCGACGUUUGCCCAGAGGAAGAUGAGCGUGGCGGAGGAUGCGUUCACGUUCGGGGACUUCUCACUUUCGAUCCCCGACCUGAAGCCCGAGGAUAAAGGCCUGUACUCCUGCCACCUGCACCACCACUACUGCGGGCUGUACGAGAGGCGCAUCUUCAGGCUCACCGUGGCACCUGCACUUCUCCACGAACCCACGACGCCUCCCAGAAUCGCCUUUAAAGAUGAGCUAGAACCAAAGACGGAGGAGGUCUCAGCAGAUGACGGUAGUCCCCGCGUGGUAAACGUCUUCCUCCCUGAGCAACGAGGGUAUUUCGUGCAGCACCUGGGCUACUUCCUGGCGACCUUCCUGCUACUGGCAUUCAUUGUCUUCGCUGUCAUCGUGUUGACUAGGCGACGGAAAAAGAGAGGGUUGGAGUAUGAAAUGGGUAGAUCUGUUAGACGCAGUGUGAUCAGUGGAGAUGAAAUGGCAUUAGAUUGCACAGAACUGAGGACUUUCAAUCAAGACCCUUUGAAUUCAGAAUACAAAAACAACCUACUCAAAGAAAGAGAAAUGGUUAAAGAGUGCAAUAAGGAGUUCGACGGGAGGAUGUGAAGUGAGUGCGAUAUUUCCAAGAUGCUGCUGGCAGGUCCAGGGCAAAACACCUAAGGCGUAAAGGAUGGUGGAAUGAAGAGAAGGGGGAAGAAAAUAACACAGGAAAUCCAGGCGAAAACACAGGAGGAUUACUCCCUCUGCUGUAACAUGAGCAAACAAGGCUUUUUCACUUAAAGGCUUCACUUUUUUCCCCGUUCUUUUCUUAUAUAUGUAUAGCUUGCAUUUUCCUCAGCAAAACUAUGUGGUUAGAUAGAUUUUGUCAAUAUAUUUUCUUUCAUUUGUUGUUUCACAGCGUUCGGUUUAUUGACAUGUGUUCCUAACGUUCACGUGUUUGCACAAAGUCAGUUUUGCUGUAGUCAGUAAAAUAUAAUUCAAGAUAUUAUGUCAAUAGGGGGCACUAGGGUGCCACCCCCAUCAGUAAAGCAGUAAAAGGGUGUAGCCACAGUAAACAUAAAUUACAAAAUAAAAUGUAACUAUUAAAUCUGCUCUGUCACAAAAUGUGUCUGACUUUUCAGCAUUCCCAUUCCAUUUUGGAUUUAUUUGAGGGUAUUUUUUUUAUGUAUGCCAUUUUAAUGUUUCAAACCACGGGGAGCUGGAUAAAUAAGUGUACCUUUUAAAACUUGUUGCUUCCAUGUGA
Molecule: messenger RNA, 2035 nt
Organism: Fundulus heteroclitus (mummichog)
Lineage: Eukaryota; Metazoa; Chordata; Actinopteri; Cyprinodontiformes; Fundulidae
Product: matrix remodeling-associated protein 8
Exons: 10
Coding region: 115-1398 (427 amino acids)
Biological process (GO): cell adhesion; establishment of glial blood-brain barrier
Cellular component (GO): cell surface; membrane
Source: RefSeq, a predicted model, not a curated record